CUCUCAUCGCUUUCUCAUACCCUAAACUUCAUAGGUCAAACAUCCCGCACAAUUUUCUCUCUCUCUAAACUAACACGGUUUUGACUAAAAAAAUAUAUAUGGAAAUUAAGAAAAAAAAAUCAAAACUUUUUUUUUUUUUUUUGUAUUUUAUUUUCCGGGAAAACUAAAUCAGAUCGGACCGAUCCACCAAUGAAAAAGCUCCUUGCAAACUGGGAAAAAAAUCUUACACAAAAAAAAAACACAAACAGAAGCAAAGGCACAAAAAAAUAAAAAAACAAUUUUUUUCUUUUAGUUUCUCUCUCUUCCAUUUUCCCUCCCCCUGUGUCCUUUGUCUGACUCUCUCUCUUGAUGCAUGGGAGAGAAAGUGAUUGCUGACCCGUAAACCCAACCUGAUUGUUUGAUUUAAAUCUUUGAUUAAAUUGAGAAAAGAAAAAAAAAAGAAGAAACAAACCCGUUUGUUGAAUCUCCAAUGCGGUCUUCGAGAAGACCACAAAGAAGAAGCAGAACAGAUUUGAGGAAAACCCACAGAAAUAGAUCUAAAAUUGGUUGUGAAUCUUCGUCUCAAUCAGAAAGUCAUUGUCGGUGGGCGAUUGGUGCGACUGGGUUUGGAUCUGAUGGUGGGUAUUGUAAGCCUAUGGAUGGUAGUAGAUGUCAUAGCUUCGAGUUUGGGUGGCUUUGCUUUUGCUAGCGUGAAGAAAGGGCUGCAUAGACGACGAUGCAGCUUCACUUCUCGCCUAGCAUGAGAAGCAUCACGAUCUCGAGCAGCAAUGGGUUUAUUGACUUGAUGAAGAUCAGGGUCGCAGCUCGCCACAUCUCUUAUCGAACCCUCUUCCAUACCAUCCUCAUCCUCGCUUUCUUGUUGCCCUUUGUCUUCAUUCUCACUGCUGUUGUCACACUUGAAGGUGUCAACAAGUGCUCCUCAUUUGAUUGUUUAGGCAGGCGGUUGGGACCAAAGCUUCUUGGUAGGGUUGAUGAUUCAGGGAGACUGGUGAAAGACUUCUACAAGAUCCUCGACCAAGUGAGCACCGAAGAUAUCCCAGCUGAUCUAAAGCUCCCAGAUUCUUUUAGUCAACUUGUUUCUGAAAUGAAGAACAACCAGUAUGAUACAAAGACGUUUGCUUUCAUGUUAAGGGCAAUGAUGGAGAAAUUUGAAAGAGAGAUCAGAGAGUCCAAGUUUUCAGAGCUAAUGAACAAACAUUUUGCGGCAAGCUCCAUACCUAAAGGCAUCCACUGCCUGUCCCUGCGUUUGACUGAUGAAUACUCAUCCAAUGCCCAUGCACGCAAACAAUUGCCUCCACCAGAGUUACUUCCUCUGCUAUCUGAUAACUCUUACCACCAUUUUGUCCUGUCAAGUGAUAAUAUUUUGGCUGCUGCAGUUGUUGUUGCGUCUACUGUGCAGUCAUCUCUAAAACCUGAGAAGAUAGUCUUCCAUGUCAUUACUGACAAGAAAACAUAUGCGGGCAUGCAUUCUUGGUUUGCACUGAAUCCUAUUUCCCCUGCUAUCAUUGAAGUGAAAAGCGUGCACCAGUUUGACUGGUUAACAAGAGAAAAUGUCCCGGUACUUGAAGCUGUAGAAAAUCAAAAUGGGAUCAGGAAUUAUUACCAUGGAAAUCAUAUUGCGGGAGCCAAUCUUAGUGAUACAACCCCACGUACAUUCGCUUCCAAAUUGCAGGCUAGAAGUCCAAAGUACAUAUCCUUACUCAACCAUCUUCGCAUAUAUUUACCGGAGCUAUUUCCAAACCUCGACAAGGUGGUAUUUUUGGAUGAUGAUGUUGUCAUUCAGCGAGAUUUGUCACCACUUUGGGAAAUUGACCUUGGGGGAAAGGUCAAUGGAGCAGUAGAAACUUGUAGAGGUGAAGAUGAGUGGGUAAUGUCUAAGCGAUUCAAGAAUUACUUCAAUUUUUCACAUCCCCUUGUAGCAAAGAAUUUGGACCCUGAAGAAUGUGCAUGGGCUUAUGGGAUGAACAUUUUUGAUCUUAGUGCUUGGAGGAAGACCAACAUAAGAGAUACUUACCAUUCUUGGCUGAAAGAGAAUCUGAAGUCAAACCUGACAAUAUGGAAGCUUGGAACACUACCGCCUGCUUUGAUAGCAUUUAAAGGUCAUGUUCAUCCUAUUGACCCAUCCUGGCACAUGCUUGGCUUGGGCUAUCAAAAUAGAACUGACAUUGAGAGUGUUAAGAAGGCUGCAGUUAUCCAUUAUAAUGGCCAGUCAAAACCUUGGUUGCAGAUCGGAUUUGAGCACCUUCGGCCAUUUUGGACAAAAUAUGUGAACUACUCCAAUGAUUUUGUUAGGAAUUGCCACAUCUUGGAAUCAUAGUUGGUAAGCUGGAGGAGCUAAAAAGAAGAUAUGGGACAGGAUUAAAAAAAAAAGAUGCAAUUGAUAUGGGUUUCAUGUAAGUUUUUUACAGCUCGAAAAUAUUUUUUCAGGGAUUCUCGAAAGACAAUCAGAAACUUGACCUGAAGGGCAAAACUUCCCAGGUAAAGAUUUGCUGUCAUCCCUAAUACUUCUGCAGAAAGUGACCAUAACCAUAAUCGUGAUCAAGGGCAUGAGAUUCAUUCUUUCAUUCUGUAACAUAGCAAUCCGUCCUUUAUUUUUUUGGUUGGAUAAAAAAAAAAGAAAGGAUAAUAUUAUUGGUCCUUUCUGCUGGGGUGUUGUUGAUUUUUUAGCUCAUAUUUUCUGAAUAAAAGUGAAGUACAGAAGAUAGAAACAAAGUGCCUAUGUCAAUGCCUCUAUGAUUUGCUGAUUGGUGCAUGGAAGAGGAAAGUUUAGAACAGGUCUUUUUUAUCAGGCUCACCUAUUACCCCCGGAUAUGUUUUUUUGUCCCUCAAAUUUUUUUUGUCCUUCUUUCUUUUGAAAUUUGUAUUGUCUUUCAUUUUUGUUAGUACCCAUUUCCCUUGCCUAAUUUGGUAUCCAUUAUUUGGUGAAUUUAGAAGUAGGUUCUGGGAGAUUGCUGUGUUACACAGGUUUGCUCUAUUUUUAUAGGUCCCAUUUGAAAUGGGAAGCUUAUUCUUAGGUCAUAUAUAAUUUAUAUUUUUAUAUAUAAUCGGUAUUUAUUUUGUACGAUGAUUCACGAGAGACAUUUGAAAUGUGCAGAAAAUUCUUUUCUCCCUAAA
Molecule: messenger RNA, 3114 nt
Organism: Ziziphus jujuba (common jujube)
Lineage: Eukaryota; Viridiplantae; Streptophyta; Magnoliopsida; Rosales; Rhamnaceae
Product: probable galacturonosyltransferase 14
Exons: 6
Coding region: 716-2317 (533 amino acids)
Molecular function (GO): polygalacturonate 4-alpha-galacturonosyltransferase activity
Source: RefSeq, a predicted model, not a curated record